Molecule: messenger RNA, 1491 nt
Organism: Colletotrichum gloeosporioides
Lineage: Eukaryota; Fungi; Ascomycota; Sordariomycetes; Glomerellales; Glomerellaceae
Exons: 3
Coding region: 1-1491 (496 amino acids)
Source: RefSeq, a predicted model, not a curated record
AUGGACACUGUUCAGUGCAGAUGUAAGAAUUGCCAGGCGAACUUGGCCAAGUUUGCCAACUUGUGGACUCAAAUCGGGAAGUCAUAUUUCAGUCCAGUCCUAGAAGCCAAAGGCGACGUCAAAAUAGUCGACGUUGAGCCCAUCAGAAAGGGGGAGCCACAAACGUUGGUGGCUGAAUGCGAAUUAAAGGACAUCGCAUGCGCGAAAUGCCAACAAGUUAUUGGAAUCAAAUGUUUGAGCAGUCCGGUGAACCAUGUGUUCGACGACUCGCAAAUUCUUCUGCGGCAAAAUUCAGUCCUAUUUCUCGACAGAAAAAGCAAUCCGUCAGAAUUGAGGGUACGCCGUACGCUGGAUCUGAGACCACCAGAAGAGAGUCAACCGAGCUACUAUCACGACUCCGGCUUGAGCGACGGGCAUGCCUCGAUGGCUUCUGAAUCCAUCGACCUGCUUGACAUACAAGCUGACCUUGAAACACAGCGCGAAGAUAUUGAAAGGAUUGACACUGCAGGGUACCAUGUGGUAUCUCAAUUCAAUGACACCAUAACUCGGAUUGACCGCGAGGUCAAGAAGCUCAACGGGACCAUGGUGGAUCUGCGACGAGACAUCGACAAUCACGCGGCGGACAUUUUUACUGUCAAGAAAGACGUGGUGAACAUGAGACAGUCUCUCCACCAAGACUCUCUUACAUCGCCAUUGCACAGUAAGCUUCAGACAGCAAGCGCUGCCGUUGCAGAGAUGGGAAAGCUUUGUCAGGAUGCACAAGUUGAAACAGAAAAGCUCAAUCAAGAAGUCCAUACCACUAAAUACCAUCUACAACAACUUGAGACUGCCUCGUCAAAUCUUCGACAGGAGCUUGCAAGUGCAAGGAAAGCUACAAAGGAUGCACUUGGUAUCGCCAAGGACACUGCCAAAGAAACGGCGAAUAUACGGAUGGAGUUGGCCAAAUUGAAAGAAAACCUGGAGACUCACCACCGGAAGAACGACCCGAAACCGGGGUUCUUGAUGCCGAGAGAACUGGACAUCCUCGCCAGUAAUAUCACGAAAAUUGGAAACAGAGCAAACCAAGUGGAGUCGUUGCAGAUGGAACUUGACCUCUUCAAAAGCCGGGUCCAGCGGUUAGAAGCCAGGGUCGAGACUUCUACGCGGGGAAGGGAUGACCACCCGCCCAAAUCAGUCUCACCCAAGACCUACCCUGACGCUUUGGGGAUUGCAGACAGCCCGGUCAAGACAACAACAUUGCAGCACGAGGUCCAGGCACCAAGCCAGUUGACCGAGGAGCCAAUGCCAAAGGCUACCCAACCUCGAGCUCGCAAAAGACGAGCAGCUCCCGAGCCAGCUGACGACCAAGGAACUGCCCAUUCGAAAUUGACGAAAUCAGGUGCUAUUGACAAGAGAAGAACCAAGAGAUCGAAGCAAGAUUCUUUUACUGACGAACUCAACUCAAUUGGUCCCCCUGCAGGCGGAAGACGAACUAGAAGCUCCAACUGUUAA